This is a messenger RNA of Aureobasidium namibiae CBS 147.97, 2142 nucleotides long. Its product is annotated as glycogen synthase. The transcript has 5 exons. The record is from RefSeq and is a predicted model, not a curated record. Gene Ontology annotation, cellular component: cytoplasm. Gene Ontology annotation, molecular function: alpha-1,4-glucan glucosyltransferase (UDP-glucose donor) activity. NCBI's taxonomy places the organism in Eukaryota, Fungi, Ascomycota, Dothideomycetes, Dothideales, Saccotheciaceae. The coding region runs from base 1 to 2142 and encodes 713 amino acids. Gene Ontology annotation, biological process: glycogen biosynthetic process.
AUGGCUACCACAAAGCGCGACGUGAGAAACCACGUCCUCUUCGAGGUCGCUACCGAAGUCGCCAAUCGAGUCGGUGGCAUCUACUCGGUGCUCAAGUCCAAGGCCCAGGUCACGACGGCAGAGUAUGGCUCGGCAUACACACUGAUCGGUCCUCUGAACCGCAACUCGGCAGCUGUCGAGGUUGAAGAGCUCGAGCCCAAGGAUCCCGCCAUGGUAGCGACCAUCAAGUCCAUGAACGAGCGUGGCAUCAAGACGCUAUAUGGAAGAUGGCUGAUCGACGGUGCUCCGAGAGUGCUGCUGUUCGACACUGGCACCGGUUACUACAAGCUCGACGAGUGGAAGGGCGACCUCUGGGCGACUGCUGGCAUUCCCUCGCCUGCUGACGAUCACGAGACUAACGAGGCCAUUGUCUUUGGUUACCUCGUUGCGUGGUUCCUUGGAGAGUACGUCUACCACGAAAAGGAGCGCGCCGUUGUCGCACAGUUCCAUGAGUGGCUCGCUGGUGUUGCUCUCCCUCUGUGUAAGAAGCGCAGAAUCGACGUCACCACCAUCUUCACCACUCACGCGACCCUCCUUGGUCGUUACCUCUGUGCCGGCUCUGUCGACUUUUACAACAACCUGCAGUACUUUGACUGCGACGCUGAGGCUGGAAAGAGAGGCAUUUACCACCGUUACUGCAUAGAACGCGGUGCUGCCCACGCCGCCGAUGUCUUCACAACCGUCUCGCAUAUCACUGCUUACGAGAGUGAGCAUCUGCUCAAACGCAAGCCCGACGGUGUCUUGCCCAACGGCCUGAACGUCAAGAAGUUCUCGGCAACCCACGAGUUCCAAAACUUGCAUCAAGUAAACAAAGAGCGCAUCAAUGACUUUGUUCGUGGCCACUUCUACGGCCACAACGACUUCGACCCCGACAAGACCCUGUACUUCUUCACCGCUGGUCGUUACGAGUACCGUAAUAAAGGUGUUGACAUGUUCAUCGAGUCCCUGGCCCGUCUCAACCACCGCCUCAAGGCAGCCGGCUCUGACAUGACUGUUGUCGCUUUUAUCAUCAUGCCCGCUCAAACCACCUCGCUCGCCGUCGAGGCCCUCAAGGGUCAAGCCGUUCUCAAGUCUCUCCACGAUACCGUCAGCUCUAUUGAGAAGAACAUUGGCAAGAAGCUCUUUGAGCGCUCUCUUGCAUGGCACGAGGGCCAGAACCCUCCUGAUGAGACCGGUCUCCUGACCGCAGAAGACAAGGUUUUGCUCCGCCGUCGUCUCUUUGCCAUGAAGCGCUCCAACCUGCCUCCUAUUGUUACUCACAACAUGGUCAACGACCAGGAAGACCCCAUCCUGAACCAGAUCCGCCGCUGCCAGCUCUUCAACCACCCUACCGAUCGCGUCAAGGUCGUUUUCCACCCCGAGUUCUUGAGCUCUGGUAACCCAGUUCUCCCAAUGGAUUACGAUGACUUUGUUCGUGGUACCCACUUGGGUGUCUUCUCUUCCUACUACGAGCCCUGGGGCUACACUCCCGCCGAGUGUACCGUCAUGGGUGUUCCUUCUAUCACCACCAACCUUUCAGGUUUCGGAUGCUACAUGGAAGAGCUGAUUGAAAACGCUCAAGAUUACGGUAUCUACAUUGUGGAUAGACGCAUGAAGGGUGUCGAUGACAGCGUCAACCAGCUCACCGAGUACAUGUUCGAUUUCGUCGGAAAGAGCCGCAGACAACGCAUCAACCAACGUAACCGUACCGAGAGAUUGAGCGACCUCUUGGACUGGAAGCGCAUGGGUAUGGAGUACGUCAAGGCCAGACAGCUGGCUCUCCGAAGAGCAUACCCUGCUUCAUUCGAGGGCGACGAGGAACCUGGCUUCUUCGACGGCACCGAGAUCAAGAUUUCUCGUCCUCUUUCUGCACCUGGCUCGCCAAGAGACCGCUCAGGCAUGAUGACUCCUGGUGAUUUCGCGUCUCUGCAAGAAGGCAGAGAAGGCCUGAGCACCGAGGACUACAUCGCUUGGAAGCUUCCUGAGGAGGAAGAUGUAGACGAAUACCCAUUCCCGCUCACCCUUCGAAGCAAGUCAUCGUCGACGAAUGGCACUGGCACCACGACACCUACCAACGGUACUGCAAGCAACCUGACUAGCAACACUAGCGGUGCUGCCUUUUAA